This is a messenger RNA of Pseudoliparis swirei, 1609 nucleotides long. Its product is annotated as serine protease FAM111A-like. The record is from RefSeq and is a predicted model, not a curated record. The annotation marks the transcript as partial. NCBI's taxonomy places the organism in Eukaryota, Metazoa, Chordata, Actinopteri, Perciformes, Liparidae. The transcript has a single exon.
GUUGUCCAACUCCAACAAAACCCAGCCCUAAAAAAGUACAUUGACGAAAUUACUGUUUAUGCAUACGAAGGGGAAACGGUGAAGCAGGCUCUGGAAAGAGAUGGUCGUUUACAGGAAGAACUAUUCAAAAGGAACUGUGCACUUUCCAACAAGAGCACUCAAGUAACUACUGAAAUGUCGUCUCUCGUUGAUGAUCUUAAUGGUGACACCUUCAAGAUCAUACUGCUGAAUAGGGACAGUCCACCAAACAGUCAGCCUAGCAGUUUGGAGGAUGCUCCUCUAGAGCAGUCUAGCACAACUGAGGCAGUGAAUGUCGACACACCAAAAAAGACAGUGGUGCUAGAUGGUAAGGAGCCACCAGAUUCACAUUUCUGUGAAAUAACUCAUUCCAAAAUGAUGAGUUACCUAAAUUCACAGUUUCAAGAUUUUGUGAAGAGCAAAAAAAUUGAGGGGCUUACUCCUAUCAAGCAUCUCAGUGUGGAGUACGGAAAGAACGCUCAGAGAUGCCUGGAAGUGAAAACAAUGAAGCAACUGAUGGAGCUCAGUAAUUCUGUUUGCAGUGUGAGAGUAAAUGGAACACCAACAGGAAGUGGCUUCCUUUUAUUUGACACGUUUGUCCUCACAAACGGACAUGUGCUUAAAGACGUAUUCAAUGCGAGUACAUGGCAGCUUACUGAGAGGCUCACAGUCCAUUUCUCUUAUGAAAGUUUCGGACAGGUGGAUUCAGGAGUCGAAGUGGAAGAAGUUGUUGGAUUUGAAUACGACCAUGAUGCGUUCGGGCACAAGCAUGACUGGGCUUUGUUGAGGAUCGGUGCUGAUCAGAACUUGCCUGAUGUUCUGUUAAAACGAAUCGGAUUCCCUCCCAAAAGUGGAGGAAUUUGCAUUAUUGGGCAUCCUGACAAUUCUCCAAAAAUGGCAGAUCCAUGCUUCAUAGUUCCAACUGAAAGACGUCGCGAGAUUGUCGAGAGGCAUCGCCGUGAAAAUCCAGAGGGAGUUCUUCCGAUCAAAGAAUCAAAUCAUGAGGCCAUUCAGUUUAUUACGCACCGUUUCUUUGAGGAUGUGAAACACGAUAAAGAGAACAGACAGGCUCUACAUUACGAGACUUGUCUUGAUUUUGGCUCAUCUGGCUCUCCUGUCUUUGACGAGCACUGCAAUGUUGUUGCAAUGCAUUCAGGCGGAUACGUCUACAACAACACAAGGGGUAAACGCCACAGUGUCGUAGAGUUCGGCUACGCUGCAUCCAUCAUUAUCGAGCAUAUCGUUGCCCAAAUGGUACUCAGAGGCAGGUUUGACGUGUUGAAGGAAUACCUGGCUUGCCAUUAUAGACAUCAACAACACGUGAACAACAAUGUGAAGAAACUGCUUGAGAGCAUCAGAAACUUCAGAAAAUUCAUAUUCACUGCAUCAACACAGCCGAUGGUCACAGGUGACGAGAGUUUGAGGAAGUUCUUUGAAUUCUUGUCUCAGACAGAGGAUCCUGACCAAAUGGACACUGAUUGAGUGUCACAGAUACAAAGCUGACAGAAACGGCUCAGCAGUGAGCAACAAAGGCUGUCAUGACUAGGGAUGGGUAUCGUUUGGGUUUUUUCCGAUACCGGUGCCUGAACCG